Messenger RNA from Hyla sarda, 6744 nucleotides. It is a transcript of the gene LARP4B, whose product is annotated as La ribonucleoprotein 4B. Gene Ontology annotation, molecular function: mRNA 3'-UTR binding. Gene Ontology annotation, biological process: positive regulation of translation. NCBI's taxonomy places the organism in Eukaryota, Metazoa, Chordata, Amphibia, Anura, Hylidae. Gene Ontology annotation, cellular component: cytoplasmic stress granule; cytosol. The transcript has 19 exons. The record is from RefSeq and is a predicted model, not a curated record. Bases 1426 to 3603 code for a protein of 725 amino acids.
AUUGAUUUACAACUAACAUCCUUGUCGCAGUGUUUUUUGUCCAAAAAAACGCCAUGUGGCAAAUUGGCAUUUUUCUUGGUGUUUUUCCCCAACAACAAAAAACAAGUGGAAUUCCAGCCUAACGGGACUUCUUUGGUGUUCUCCCGAUGGAAUUCAGGUUCUUGUUGGAAGUUCUGUUCCGCAUAUAACCCAGUAGAAUCAAUGGGAGGGUGCUGCAAGGUGGAAUUUUGUGGUGACUGCUCCAUGGUGUGAACAGGGUCUUGUGGUAAGAAUAAAACAUUUUGUACUAUUUUUAUAUAGCUUGAACUAGUUUGGAGGAUUGGUCCGAAAUGUACAGAAAUCACAGGCGUGAAUAGUUUUCCAUCCGCUCCCUGACACGGUGUCGGGAGGCUGCAGCCCCUCCAAAUGGAUUCAGCGCUCCCUCCCGCGUCACCUGUUGCUAGGAGAACACACGCACAUGGGAGGAGAUCCCAGCCGCAGCCAGGCCCCGCCCACUCAGCGUCUCCGGACUUCCCCGUGACGUCAGCGGCGGUUCCCUGCGUCAGGCGCAGUGCGCUCGGAGCCGCGGCGUUCUUUACCCAGCCCCCCCUUCCUUCACGGCGGCCAAUAGGUGGAGACGACAGGGGCGGGACUUCCGGCGGGCGCAGGAAGUUACACUGUCUCGGGUUUUUUUCUUUUUCGUCCUCCUCCUUUUUUUUUUUACGGGAUAGAGUAAUUGUGGUGAUAACUGCGGCCGUCCCGCCGCCACCUCCGCCGCCCUCUCCCCCUCAGCGCCGCUCCUGGACGUCCGGGCUCUCCCCUCACUGAAUCCUCGGCUGUUCCCUGCGGCCAGAGCGCGGCGUGUGUCUUGUUUUUCUGCUUCCGCCGUGACGGAACCAACUAUUCGUUCUUCUUCCUCCUCCGACAGCCGCCUGUCCUCCCACCCGAGCAGCCGAAGGGAAGCGUCUGAGAGAGGAGGCGGAGGAGGCCGGGGACUGCGAGUCUGGAAGGCCAAGACCUGACAGCGAGCAGAUUAGGCAAUAUUGGAGGCUGCUGGUCGGACUGUGCAACAAGUUAGCAGAUAACGCAGGAUUGCUCACUCCAGACAGGCUGCAGCAGUUCCAUGAAAAAGGGAUUUCCUUGGCUGUGUAUACUUCAUUCCUGCUGUGAGCUUACUUCAUUGAAUUUACUUGUUUUUGAAGCUGAACAAAGGGGAGGCAUCCAGUGAGCUUAACUAGGCCAGCACUGCAAAGACUGAAUAUGAUGAGCUGCAAAAGUUGCAUUAUUGCCGAAUGCCGGACGUGUGACGCAUAUGCGUUUCUGGACUUUACAUCAGUUUACUGCAUCAGUUGGAACACCUAUAGCAGCUGUAAAUCCAUAUACAGCUGAAGAGCAAGCUUUCUAGGGUGACUCGUUUUCUCUGAGGAGCCUAGAAGCAGACGGCUCAUGACUUCAGAUCAGGAUACUAAAGUUGUGGCUGAACCGCAGGUACAGCAAGUCCAAGAAGCCAAAGAGAGUUCACAUCUUGAAUCAGCAAAGGUUUCUGAAUUAAACCCCAAUGCUAAAGUAUGGGGGAAUCACAUGCUACAUGUGGAAGCAGGUGGAACUGCUGACGGAACAGUUGGCCAAUCCUGGGAGGAGCUGCCUGAUGAACCUCCUGAUUCCUCCAAAGAAGUGCUGGAUAACAAUGGUGGUGAUGAGCAGAAAGGACACAAUACUGUGCUAACACAAGACCAGGCUCCAUCAGUUUCUGUGUCAGACCAAACAGAUAUGAAUACGAUAUCUCUGGGAAACUCAGAAUAUGAAUCUAUGCAUGAAACCACCCAUUCAGGGGCAGUUGAUCUACCACAACCAGAAGGUCAAGAAGACCUACGAGAUGUGCUUAAAAAAACACUGGAAUUUUGCUUAUCUCGAGAGAAUCUCGCCAGUGACAUGUACCUUAUAUCACAAAUGGACAGUGAUCAAUAUGUGCCAAUUCUGACUGUAGCAAAUCUUGACCAUGUCAAGAAACUCAGCACUGACAUGGAUUUAAUAGUUGAUGUAUUGAGAUCUUUGCCUUUAGUCCAAGUGGAUGAGAAAGGAGAGAAAGUCAGACCGAAUCAGAAUCGGUGCAUUGUUAUUUUACGUGAAGUUCCUGAAUCUACUCCAAUCGAAGAGGUAGAAGCCCUCUUUAAGGGAGAGAACUUGCCGAAGUUUAUUCAUUGUGAAUUUGCCUAUAAUGACAAUUGGUUCAUCACAUUUGAAUCAGAAGCUGAUGCACAACAGGCUUACAGGUACCUAAGAGAAGAAGUGAAGAUGUUUCAAGGAAAGCCAAUUAAGGCUAGAAUAAAGGCAAAGGCGAUCGCGAUAAAUACCUUUUUGCCAAAGAAUGGUUACCGACCUCUGGAUAUGAAUCUUUACACACAGCAACGCUAUACAACAUCAUUUUACUUACCUCCGGUGUAUAGUCCACAGCAGCAGUUCCCACUCUACAGCCUCAUCACGCCACCGGCCUGGUCUACGGCACACAGCUACCUUGACCCUUCAUUGGUGACACCUUUUCCUAAUACUGGAUUCAUAAAUGGGUUUACAUCUCCGACAUUCAAGCCAACAGCAUCACCUUUGACAUCGCUUCGACCUUACACACCUAGGAACAGGAAUCCUGGCAAGUCUCACCUUCGACAUACAAUACCUAGUACUGAUAGGGGUACGGCACUUCUUGAUGGUCCAACUAUCUUCAACUUUACUACUGAUAGAUUAAUCAAUGGUGUGCGAGGGCCACCAGCACGACAGCCAGGACAGACUAGAACAAGAAUGCCAAAUACGGCAACUUUUGUCAAGAGGGAUGUCGGUACUGGGCGAGUGGAACCUACCACUAUUGAAACCUCCCCUGGUCUUGGGAGGGGGAGGAAAAAUUCUUAUGGAUACAGGAAAAAAAGGGAUGACAAGUUUGUGAGAGGACAGACACAGUCGCCUCCACCCAUUAAGCCUCCUUCUCCUAGCUUUGAAUUAGGGCUGUCAAGUUUUCCUCCUUUACCUGGUGCUGCUGGCAAUUUAAAACCUGAAGACUUCUUUGAGAACAGAUUGUCUAAUUUGGUAAUAAGCACAUCAAAAGAGAAGAACAUUAAUGUAGAUGCAAGUACAAACACUGUCCCCUCUGGAAUUCCACGGGAACCUUUGCUGCCAGUCCCUACUGUUCUGCCAGUGACUUACCAGAGUCCUCCUUCCCCAUCACAUUCUCCAGAUGAAUCUAAAAUAGUUGAUAUUCAGCAACGGGAGUCUCCAACUAUCGAAAGGAUUUCAAACACUCUCAGUACUGCUAGUAAAUCCAUUCAGGUCAAUGGAGCUGCUACAGAAUUAAGAAAGCCGAGUUAUGCAGAGAUUUGCCAGAGAACAAGCAAGGAUGGGCCUACAUUACAGCCCUCGAAAGAACAGAAGCAAAACUCUACGGCUUGUGUCAAAGAAGAGAGGAAGGUGAAUGACACAUCAGUAGAGAAAGCCAGAGACACCCCACCUGCAAAAUCAAACCCAGGGCGGCCCAAAGACCAGAGGAGACUAUCAGGGCGUAGAUCUCCUCCACCUCCUCUGGCUGUUGGAAAACGUGUAAAUAAGGAACCUGGAAGCCCAGUAAAAUCUCCUCAAUAGAAGGGAAAAAGGCCAAAGGGAGACCUACACAUCACACAUUAGCUGUCACGCCACUCCCAUGUAUUACGGAAUGAGUUGCUGGAUAAGGCUCUGUAGUUACGGACACUUAAGUAUUUUUUUUUAUCAUUUUUACCAUUCCCCUACAUCAAGUAAUGCCAGCAUGUAUCACUUAACUAUUGGGUGUUAAAAGUCAAGCAACUCUUACUUUGUUUUUGCCUUUUUUUUUUUUUUUAAAUGCAGACCUCCUUUUAUCUGUUACGUUAGCAUUGCCAUUGAAUGCUACCAAAAAUAACUGGCUACUAAAAAUACCUUUUAUGUUUUUGCUUCCCUUUCCGUUACAUUACUUGAUGUGUUUAGGUUUGUGUAGAUGCAUAUUUUCUGACAGCGAUGGUUUCUCCAUGCUACUAACUCUUAUCCAGCUCCACAUUUCCAGGACACAAGUUAACGUAGUCAGAUGUUUCAAAGCACAUUGUUCUUAAAGAAAGUUCAAGCACUUAAUGCUUUAUAUCUCUGCUCCAUGUAGGUUUUCAUUUACCCUCUACAACUAUUGCUCCUUUAAUAUAUUCAUUUUUUUUCUAGUUUAUUUUAAAUUUUUUUCCUUUGGCCCACAGAUCCUUUAAAUACCAUGCUGCACCAGGGGUAACUACUUAAUGACAUCUCCCAGCUGCCAUGAACUUUUCCGUUUUGAUCAGGAAAAUGGGCUGAUGAUGUAUUAGAAUUUUCUUUUUCUAUAUAUCGACUUACAUAUAUAUAAAAAAUAUAUAUAUCUAUAUAUAAUGGUGGGAGAUGUCAUAACCACCUUGGGAAUAAAGGUUUAUUGCAGGUUGUACACAUUUAAAUACUUUUUGAAGGACAAGGAUGCACUAAAUUUAGCACGUUUCUAAUAAAGAAGAAUCUAAAUUAUUUUAGUUUGAAAUAUGUAAAGUUUAAAACGUAUUCAGAGCAGCGAAAGUCUACGCUGUAGGGUACAGUUUAUUCCAGGCGUGUUUGUUUCUGUUCUUUUUUUUGUUUUGUUUCCCCUGCUCCUUUCUCAUUAAUACUGCCAGAGGAACCUAUAUGAUAAAUUGCAGGUUCAGGUAGUAGAAGACAAAUUAAACUGCUUUUUUUUCUUCCUUUUUUGUUUUUCUAUUUGUUUUAGAAUCUUUUUUAAAAAAUAUUUCCAUCCAAUAUUUAAAGACUUGAAUUUUAUUUAAACUUGAAAAUGACUUUGCCUUAACUUUUGUAUAAGACAGCUUAGAUUUAAUUAAGUCUGACCCCUCCUGGGUUAGCCUGAGUGAAAUACAAAAAAAAGAAAAAAAAAGAAGAAAAAAAAUUACUUGGCUUCAGUGUGUACCUCUGUUAUGACUGACCUGAGUAAUGACACUGUUGUACAGGAAUUAGCAACAGUUUUGUAAUAUACCUUCAAGAUAUCGAAUAUUUGAUCUUUUUUUUUUUUUUUUCUUUUCUUUUUUUUUUUCCAGAUUGUUGAAAUGUAAAUGCAAAUAGUCAAUACUGUAUUAAAUAUGUGCACUUGGAAGUGUGUGCUUUGCUUGUACAGUUGUAAAUAAUCAGAACAUUUAAAAAAAGGUACCCUACGGAAAAUGCUAAAAAAUUAUUGUUGAUAUAUUAUAAAUGUUGCUGGUAAGCUGGAUGUAGAUAAACUAAAUGUUGUGGUUUGCAUUUUUUUUUUCCAUUUUUUUUUUUUUCUUUUUUUUUUUUUAACUGGCUGUGUUGAGCUGACUUCGCCUAUUCACUGCAAAAGGGAGAGUGCUAGUCUUAUCUAAAAGUAAAACCCUCAUCUAUUUCAUCAUUCUUGAGAAACCCUUUUCUCCACCAUUACGUAUCCUAUGAAGUAAGAAACAGUUUGGAUUUUGUGACAUAUGUAACACUCUUUUCUUCAUAGUACGGUAAAUAAUUCAUAAUUUAAAAAAAAAAAAAAAAAAAUGUUUGGACAAAGCAUGCUGCAAAAAUCUUAACCUAACAAACACUUAUACCCGUAGCCAAUAACCAUGGGUUUUUACUAUAGAGCUUUCAUUUUUAGAUUUUUCCAUGUUCCCCCCCCCCCCCCCCCUAUUUAACAGUGACUUUCACUGCGCUUCUUAUGUCAGCUCUGACACAUUGUUUAGGAGCAUGUCAGGUGUACAUAAUACUUUCACACACUACAACUAGUGAACUUUUUAUCCCUGCACAAAAAACUGAAAGAUCUGUUCUAUCAUUUCUUUUCACAUCUGAAGAAAAAAUAAUUCUUUUUGUGUUUGCUCAAUUGGCUUAACUCUUGGUCGGUUCGCAAUCGAUAAAGUUCAAAGGCCAUUUUUUUUAUACGGGGCAAUGCAUUACGCAGUUGUAUAUACUGAAAUAUACAGUAUUAUGUAUGUGUGCCUCCCAUAGUUGCAACACUACAGUUUUAUGAACAUUAACUGAUCUUUAGAUGUUGCAGAACUCCUCCUUUUUAUGGUAAGACAACUUCUCCUUUUAGAAAGGGGAAGAUAAGGGGGUAUAAGUUCCCUUCAGCAGGGGAAGUCGUACCAUUGUCAUGCUUAACAAACUGUUUACAUUCCCAAGAGUAUACUGUGUGCAGUACUUUUGAAGAAAAUUGCUUUUGUCAUUGACAAAAGUUAUUUUGAUUUAAACCACAAAUAUUUACCAUGAUAAUGUUUUUAGUUUUGGGGAAUUUUUUUCUGUGAAUUAUUAUAAUUUUUUUUUUUUUUUUUACCUCCUGAUCAUUUUUGUUACUUUCUUUUAAAUUUGCAUUUUAGGCCUGCAUCCAAUGCAGAGCCAAGAUUGUGUUUCAGUAUUUUAGAAGCAGAAAGCCACUGUAUUGUACUGAGAUUUGUUCUGAUUUUGAGGUGUAUCUCGCAACAGCUGAGCGAAGUGGUACAUAUCUGUCUAUCUCCUGCUCUUCUGGUAAAACAAUUUGUGUUGAGGAUCUUUUACACUAACAGCUGCAGGCGGUUCACUUGAAUUUGCGCAACUGUAUUUACAUGGAAUAGAAACAUCUGAGGGUUUUUCACUUUGUCCUAUUUCUUCCAUUAAGACUGGAAUCAAGCAUAACUGUAAAGUAUUGGUAAUUUAAUUUUUUUUGUGACAUACGAUGUAAAAAAAAAGUCUAAUUUGAAAAAAAAAAUGUAGGUUAUGAAAAAAAUAAAGAUUUAGGCACUGUUA